This is a messenger RNA of Strigops habroptila (Kakapo), 2971 nucleotides long. It is a transcript of the gene ARRB1, whose product is annotated as arrestin beta 1. The record is from RefSeq and is a predicted model, not a curated record. Gene Ontology annotation, molecular function: G protein-coupled receptor binding. Lineage: Eukaryota; Metazoa; Chordata; Aves; Psittaciformes; Psittacidae. The transcript has 16 exons. The coding region runs from base 358 to 1614 and encodes 418 amino acids. Gene Ontology annotation, biological process: signal transduction; G protein-coupled receptor internalization; visual perception.
UCCCCCCCCCGCUCCCGCUCCCGCCCCGGGGCCGCUCGGGGCCGCUCGGGGGCGCUCGGGGGCGGUCGGAGGCGGCGGCAGCGCCGCGGGGCUGCGCUCGGCAGCGCCCGAGCCGGAGCCGAGCCGGGCCGAGUCGUUCCGAAUUAUACCGAGCCGGUUCGUGCCGUUCCGGUCCCUACCGAGACCUUCCGAACCGGGCUGUACCGAGCCGUACCGAGCCAUACCGAGCUCUAACCGGGCCGUACCGAGCCCAGCGCCCGCCCCGCCGCCGCCUCCUCUCCCUUCCACCAUCCAGCCAGUAAUUUUCCAAGCCCGGCCGGCGCUUCCCGGUGGAGCUGCCCGCGGAUCGGCGGGGCCAUGGGAGACAAAGGCACCCGGGUGUUCAAGAAAGCCAGUCCCAACGGGAAGCUCACUGUCUACCUGGGCAAGAGGGACUUUGUGGACCACAUCGACGUGGUGGACCCCGUGGAUGGGGUGGUGCUGGUGGACCCCGAGUACCUGAAGGAGAGGAAAGUGUUCGUGACGCUGACCUGCGCCUUCCGCUAUGGGCGCGAGGACCUGGACGUGCUGGGGCUGACGUUCCGCAAGGACCUGUUUGUGGCCAACGCUCAGGCCUUCCCCCCCCUGCCCGAGGAGAAGAAGCCACUGACGCGGCUGCAGGAGCGGCUCAUCAAGAAGCUGGGCGAGCACGCCUACCCCUUCACCUUCGAGAUCCCCCCCAACCUGCCCUGCUCCGUCACGCUGCAGCCGGGCCCCGAGGACACGGGGAAGGCCUGUGGUGUGGACUAUGAGGUCAAAGCUUUCUGUGCCGAGAACCUGGAGGAGAAGAUCCACAAGAGGAACUCGGUGCGCUUGGUCAUCAGGAAGGUGCAGUACGCGCCCGAGCGGCCCGGCCCCCAGCCCAUGGCGGAGACCACGCGGCAGUUCCUCAUGUCGGACAAACCGCUGCACCUCGAGGCCUCCCUGGACAAGGAGAUCUACUACCAUGGAGAACCCAUCAGCGUCAACGUCCACGUCACCAACAACACCAACAAGACGGUGAAGAAGAUCAAGAUCUCAGUGCGCCAGUACGCGGACAUCUGCCUCUUCAACACCGCCCAGUACAAGUGCCCGGUGGCCGUGGAGGACGCGGAUGACAUGGUGGCCCCGAGCUCGACGUUCUGCAAGGUCUACACCCUGACCCCGUUCCUGGCCAACAACCGGGAGAAGCGGGGCCUGGCGCUGGACGGGAAGCUCAAGCACGAGGACACCAACCUGGCCUCCAGCACCCUGUUAAGAGAUGGAGCCAACAAGGAGAUCCUGGGCAUUAUUGUCUCCUACAAGGUGAAGGUGAAGCUGGUGGUGUCACGAGGAGGGCUGCUGGGAGACCUCGCCUCCAGUGAUGUUGCGGUGGAGCUGCCCUUCACCCUGAUGCAUCCCAAACCCAAGGAGGAACCAGCGCAUCGGGACGUUCCAGAGAACGAAGCCCCCAUAGAUACGAACCUGAUAGAGCUGGACACAAACGACGACGACAUCGUCUUCGAAGACUUCGCCCGCCAGCGACUCAAGGGCAUGAAGGACGACAAGGAGGACGAGGAGGAGCGGACGAACUCCCCGCAGCUCAAUGACAGAUAAGCCACCACCACACGUGUCCCCGCUGCCACCGCCGGGGGGGACAUCCGGCUGCUUCUCCUUUUGUAUGAUGAUGGAGUUUGGUUUCUACCUGUACCGGAGGCUCCGGCUUCGCCCGCUGGUCACAGCAAUUAUAACCCUCCAGCUGUGCCACUGGUGUUGUCACUUCAUCCAGCUGCCAAAGCCACUGCAGGGCACGGCCGGAGGGGUACUGGAAGCACUGGGGGGGCUGCAGCCCUUCCAUCAGCACCCCCUUUUCCCCAUCCAUCCAUGCAUCCAUCCAUCCCCGCGUCCCCUUUCCUGUGAGCUGCCUCUUUUAUGUGUUUUCUAUCCAAGUCCAGUCUCGACACCAGUUUGUAAUGGGGAGGAUGGGGUGGGGGGUGCAGCAGAUUUGGGGGGGGGUUGGGUCUUUUCUAGGCAGCCUGCUCAUGGGAAAGGGCACCCACACACUUGGGGUGUCCCCUCCUGCCUGGCCCUGCUGCAUGUGGGAUGCACCAGCCUGGCUUUGCCCCGUGGACCCCCUGCCCUUGGCCUGAGCCUGCAAAGGGAGGCAGCAGGAUGGGUCUUAUCCCCAAAUCCUCCUAAAGCAGCCAAUCCCAAGGGGGUUCUUCAUCAGAUCCUGUGGGAUUUACACCAGUGUAGCCUCCCUGGAGGGAUGGAGCUUGGAGCUGUGGGUUGCCAGGGCAGGGAAGCGCAUCCCACAUGGAUCCAUGCCAUCAGCCACGCGAUGCUCGCGCUGGGAGAGGCUGCAAAUGCCCCUUCCAAGCCUCAGCAGGGUCUUGGUGGAACCACCUUGUUCCCAGUGGGGUUCCACUGGGGAUGGUUCCCCCAUUCCCAAGCUGCCAAGCUCCCCUGGUCCAUGUUUCCCCCUGUCUGUGCCUGCAUGGGGUCAAGCACCUAUUUGGGGAUGGGGAGGGAAGGGGCACACAGCAUUUGCCACCUUAACCAGUGUGUCACCGGGUGCUUGUGCCCAUCGUUGCUGGGAACCAGCACCCAUCCCACCCCAUGGACCCUCACCAGGGUCUUGGGUCUCCCACCACCGACCAAGAGACCAUUCCCAUUAUUUAUUGUGCCGUUGCGGUCAGCGUUGGCAUCGGAGAGCAAUCCCUGGGGAUGGCUCCAUCCCUCUGGAUGUGGGUGGGUGGGGGGCAGAGUUGAGCUCCCCCCCUGUGAUUUUUUUGGGGUAAAGCUGAUGGGCAGCGUGGUACUUCUUUUGUAAGUGGUUCCUUUGUACUGUUCUGGGUAACUGCUCCUCGGGCCCUCCACGUCUCUGUGAUGUUUCUGUGUCUGUCAAAUAAAUUAUUCUAGUUUAUUAAACUCAGAAGGACAAAAGAAAUAGAAUAAAGAAACAGUCCCAGUG